Molecule: messenger RNA, 995 nt
Organism: Aspergillus ibericus CBS 121593
Lineage: Eukaryota; Fungi; Ascomycota; Eurotiomycetes; Eurotiales; Aspergillaceae
Product: A4/G1 family peptidase
Exons: 2
Coding region: 69-995 (308 amino acids)
Biological process (GO): proteolysis
Molecular function (GO): glutamic-type endopeptidase activity
Source: RefSeq, a predicted model, not a curated record
CACUCUUCUCCCACUCGAGCAGUGCUCAUUCAUUCUUUUGACCUUUCUUUUGUCUCACCACCACCACCAUGAAGUUCACCUCUACUCUGGCUUUGACUGCCCUCCUGGCUGCCCCCGCUCUGGCCGGUCCUCACGGCCACAAGAUCAGCGAAUCCCGCAGUGGCAGCUCCCAGGAUACCUUCCCCGGUGCUCCCAACGCCAACCAAGGCUACGGACAGGGCCAAGCCCAGCCCAGCUUCGGCGGCUUCAACCAGAACCAAAACCAAGGCCAAUCCCAAGCCCAACCCACCAGCACCAGCACCAGCACCAGCACCACCAGCCAAGUGGCCCCCGCCGUAACCUCCAGCAUCAGCCACAGCAGCUCCUCCUCGUCCUCAGACUACUACGUAAACGAGAACUGGGCCGGCGCGGUACAAGAAACCUCCGGCACAGCCACCUUUAGCUACGUCGCCGCAACAUUCACCCUCCCCUCGGUGACCCCCACGGCGGCCUCCUCAUCAGACACCCAAUCCGCCUCCUUCUGGGUCGGGAUCGACGGCGCCACAGGCCAGAACCAAAUCUGGCAAGCCGGGGUCGACAUCUACGUCGAAAACGGCGAAACAAGUUUCCUAGGCUGGUACGAAUGGUACCCCGCCGACACAGUCAGCUUCGACAUGGACUUCAACAUCGGGGACGUGAUUGUCGCGAGCGUGGAAUCACUUUCUAGCAGCGAGGGCGUGGCGAUUCUCGAGAAUCUGACCACGGGCAAGAAUGUCACUGCGACUGCGACGGCGCCGUCCACGUCCGCGACGUUGGUGGGACAGACGGCGGAGUGGAUUCUCGAGGAUUUGGCGGUUGAUGGGGAUGGUCUGACGUUGAUUGAUUUUGGGGAGGCGGUUUUUACGGGCUGUGUGGCCAAGGCGGGGGGGAGGACGGUUAACUUGGAUGGGGCGGAGUUGUAUGCUGUUGAGGAUAGUACGAGUGAUCAUGUUCAGGCGGCGCCGGAGAUUUAUUAG